CUUUCUCAUCCUGUUGGCUUCUCUGAAUGCUUUAAUUGUACUUCAUACUUCAAAUCUAUUGCUGAUUUUAUUUUUUUCUUCUUCUCUGUUCUCUUUCAGAAAGAUGAGGUGUACCUCAACUUGGUGCUGGACUAUGUUCCUGAAACAGUAUACAGAGUCGCCAGACAUUAUAGUCGGGCCAAACAGACACUCCCUAUGAUUUAUGUCAAGUUGUACAUGUAUCAGCUGUUCCGGAGUUUAGCCUAUAUCCAUUCCUUUGGGAUCUGCCACCGGGAUAUAAAACCACAGAACCUCUUGCUGGACCCUGAUACAGCUGUUCUAAAACUCUGCGACUUCGGAAGUGCAAAACAGCUGGUUCGUGGAGAACCUAAUGUCUCAUACAUCUGCUCUCGGUACUACAGGGCACCAGAGUUGAUCUUUGGAGCCACCGAUUAUACCUCCAGUAUAGAUGUGUGGUCAGCAGGCUGUGUAUUGGCUGAACUGUUACUAGGACAACCAAUCUUCCCAGGUGACAGUGGUGUGGAUCAGUUGGUGGAAAUAAUCAAGGUUCUGGGAACGCCUACAAGGGAGCAAAUUAGAGAAAUGAAUCCAAACUAUACUGAAUUCAAAUUCCCUCAGAUUAAGGCACAUCCAUGGACUAAGGUCUUCCGGCCCCGCACUCCCCCAGAAGCAAUUGCGCUAUGUAGCCGUCUGUUGGAGUACACCCCCACUGCCCGCCUGACUCCCCUGGAGGCCUGUGCGCAUUCUUUCUUCGACGAACUACGGGACCCAAAUGUCAAGUUACCAAAUGGGCGAGAGAAACCUGCACUCUUCAAUUUCACCACUCAAGAACUGUCAAGUAACCCAUCUCUGGCUUCGAUCCUCAUCCCUGCUCAUGCCCGGAACCAAGCAGCUGCUUCAACCCCUACAAAUGCUACAGCGGCCUCAGAUGUUAACGCAGGAGAACGAGUUCAGACCAAUAGUGUAGCUACAGCAUCAGCCUCCAACUCCACCUGAACCAGUACCAAGCAGCCAGCUGCACAGGAAAAAUCACCAGUAAUUUGAGUCUUGCUCAGCAACACUGGUCACAUUUGGAAAGAAAAUUAGAAAGAGGAAAAAAAAAAAUCCAACAAACCAACCAACCUGUUCAUUUUAGUGUUCAAUUUUUUAUUAUUAUUAUUGUUGUUCUUAUUUAACCUUGUAAAAUAUCUAUAAAUACAAACCAGUUUCAUUGUAUUCUCACUCUGCAGGGUGUCCGGGGCAGGGGACUAGGUGGGGGGAGGAGGGAAAGCGGAGCAAUACAACACACCAAUGUCUCUCCCCUCGACAAUCUCUUCAUGUUGGAAGUUUGCUGUUGUGUACUUCAGACCCAGGACUCUUGCCUCAUGCCCCCUCCCACAACAGAAAGAAGGAAAAAACAAAACAAAAAAAAUACCCAAACCUUAUUCUCUGCUGAAGUUCUUUUUUU
Molecule: messenger RNA, 1447 nt
Organism: Cariama cristata (Red-legged seriema)
Lineage: Eukaryota; Metazoa; Chordata; Aves; Cariamiformes; Cariamidae
Gene: GSK3B
Product: glycogen synthase kinase 3 beta
Exons: 8
Biological process (GO): regulation of neuron projection development; protein phosphorylation; insulin receptor signaling pathway
Cellular component (GO): axon; glutamatergic synapse; cytoplasm
Molecular function (GO): ATP binding; beta-catenin binding; tau-protein kinase activity
Source: RefSeq, a predicted model, not a curated record